AAUUAUAUAAUAGAAUCAUACGAACAGUCCAAUCUCUCUCUGUCUUCCACACAUUCCAUUUCUUGAUUGAUUAUUGAGCUCAAGAGUUGAUAAAUCCCCAUAGAUCCUUCUUGAUUACUUUACACUCUGGUUACCAGUUUCUUCCCCUUCUGCUUUCUUAAGAUCUCUCAUGGCUCCAAUGGUUGCAGCAAUGAUUGAACUCUGAAUCUAUUUUCAUUGUUUUCUUCAUGCUCGGAAAAAAUGGAGGCUAAGUUUCAGUUUCUGUUUCUCCUCUUUCUUUUUGAUGUCUCCUUUGCUCAGAUGCCAGGUUUUAUAAGUUUGGACUGUGGAGGUCAAGAAAGUUUCACUGAUGACAUUGGUCUGGAAUGGGUUCCAGAUAUUCAUGUUCGUUUUGGAGAAGCAAUUAACCUAUCUGUUGCAAAUGAGACGAGGAAGCAAUACAGGACCUUAAGACACUUCCCUGCUGAUUCCAGGAAGUACUGUUACUCACUCAAUGUCACUAGUAGAACACGUUACCUUCUCAGAGCAACAUUUUUGUAUGGUAACUUCGACAACAAUAACGUGUAUCCAAAAUUUGACAUUUCCCUCGGGGCAACUCACUGGACAACAAUUGUCAUAUCUGACGCCAACACCAUAAAGGUUCGAGAGAUCAUAUUUCUGGCUUCAACUCCUACUGUGAGUGUUUGUUUGUCAAAUGCCACAACUGGGCAGCCGUUCAUAUCCACGCUUGAGCUUCGACAAUUUAAUGGCUCUAUCUACUAUACUGAAUUUGAGGAUCAGUUUUACCUAAGUGUCUCGGCAAGGAUCAAUUUUGGAGCAGAUUCCGAAGCCCCAGUAAGGUAUCCUGAUGACCCUUUUGACCGGAUAUGGGAGUCUGACUCUGUGAGAAAAGCAAAUUAUCUUGUUGAUGUUGCUGCUGGUACUGAAAAAGUUUCCACUAAAAUGCCAAUAAAUGUCAAUAGAGAUGAAAGACCACCUCAAAAAGUUAUGCAGACGGCUGUAGUUGGCAGAAAUGGUUCAUUAACUUACCGUUUGAAUUUGGAUGGUUUCCCUGGCUUUGGAUGGGCAUUCACCUACUUUGCAGAAAUUGAAGACUUGGGUCCUACUGAUACGAGAAAAUUCAGGCUUGUACUUCCCGGCAUGCCUGAAAUCAGCAAAGCUGUAGUCAACAUUGAAGAAAAUGCUCAAGGAAAAUACCGGCUUUAUGAGCCUGGUUUUACCAACAUAACCUUCCCUUUUGUAUUAUCUUUUAGGUUUGGGAAAACAUCAGAUUCUGUGUUGGGACCUCUGUUAAAUGCCAUGGAGAUUAACAAGUAUCUUGAAAAAAGUGAUGGUUCUCUUGAUGGAGCAGUUGUUGCUAGUGUAAUUUCAAAAUUAUCAUCUUCAGAUUUGGAUGAAGGUGGUGAUCCAUGCAUGCCAGUUCCUUGGUCAUGGUUGCAGUGUAACUCUGAUCCACAGCCAAGAAUAGUUAAAAUUUUAUUGUCCAAAAAGAAUUUGACAGGGAACAUCCCUACAGACGUUGCAAAGUUGAACAGUUUAGUUGAAUUGUGGCUUGAUGGAAAUUCAUUUGUUGGUCCUAUACCCGAUUUUACUGGCUGUGUGAACUUGAAAAUCCUCCAUCUUGAGAACAAUCAGUUGACGGGAGAGUUGCCUUCCUCAUUAGUAAAUCUUCCUAGUUUACGGGAGCUGUAUGUGCAGAAUAACAUGUUAUCUGGAACAGUGCCUUCCGGUCGUCUAAAAAAGGAUCUAACUUUAGUCUACUCUGGAAACAUUAAUCUUCAUGAAGGGGGGAAAAAGAACCACAUUUAUAUCAUUUUGGGUUCUGUAAUUGGUGCUCUUGUCCUGCUAUUGGCAACUGUGGUAUCUUGCUACUUUUUGCAAAGAAGAAGAAGAAGAAAAUCUCGUGAGCAAGCUGAUGUACUCGAAGAAUCCAAGCCUGCACAAAAAUUUGCCUCUUCAAAGGGCGAUGCUCCCAAGGAAACUGCACAUUGCUUCAGUGUUAAAGAAAUUGAAGAAGCAACAAGAGGUUUUGAAAGAAAAAUUGGGUCUGGAGGUUUUGGUGUUGUAUACUACGGGAAAUUAAAUGAUGGAAAAGAAAUUGCAGUUAAGGUCUUGACUAGUAACUCCUUCCAGGGAAAGCGAGAAUUUACAAAUGAGGUGACUCUUCUUUCAAGGAUUCAUCACAGAAAUCUUGUACAAUUUCUUGGAUAUUGUCAAGAAGUAGAUAGAAGUAUGCUUGUCUACGAGUAUAUGCACAAUGGAACUCUCAAGGAACAUCUUUAUGCUCCACUAACACGUGGAAAAACUAUCAGUUGGAUAAAGCGCCUUCAGAUUGCUGAAGACGCUGCCAGAGGGAUCGAAUACCUUCACACAGGGUGUAUACCGGCAAUUAUUCAUAGGGACUUGAAAAGCAGUAAUAUUCUUCUUGACCGACACAUGAGAGCAAAGGUUUCAGAUUUCGGUCUGUCAAAGCUUGCCGUGGAUGGCGCCUCCCACGUGUCCAGCAUUGUUCGGGGGACUGUUGGAUACUUGGAUCCAGAGUAUUAUAUUUCUCAGCAAUUGACCGACAAGAGUGAUGUAUAUAGUUUUGGCGUUAUUCUUCUCGAGUUGAUAUCUGGUCAAGAAGCUAUAUCGAACGUAAACUUCGGUGCUAAUUGCCGCAACAUCGUUCAGUGGGCAAAGCUACACAUCGAGAGCGGCGACAUUCAAGGGAUCAUCGAUCCAUCCCUACGCUUCGAGUACGACAUUCAAUCUAUGUGGAAAAUUGCAGAGAAGGCGUUGAUGUGUGCCCAGCCACAUGGGCACCUGAGGCCAUCCAUGUCUGAAGUGCUUAAGGAGAUACAGGAUUCUAUCUUGAUUGAAAGAGAACCUCUUGCAAGAGAAGGUAACUCUGACGAAAUUUCUGGAAAUUCAGUCCAUUCUAUGAAUAUAGGACCUCUUGAUUUGCGUGCAAACGAAAACUACGUGUCGUUUGACGAAUCCAUUGCUCGACCUCUUGCAAGGUAGCUGUUGUACAAAGAAAUUAGUUCUUCGGAACAAAUUUUCGUACUCAUAUUUGAAUGUUGUUAUUUCAAACGAGUGUUCUAGUCAGAUCACCAACACAUUGAUUUUUCAUCUAUCAAUCUAACAAUUUUAGUUCAAUGAUAGUUUAAAAGUAUUUAUGCAA
Messenger RNA from Cucurbita pepo subsp. pepo (vegetable marrow), 3166 nucleotides. Its product is annotated as putative LRR receptor-like serine/threonine-protein kinase At1g67720. Gene Ontology annotation, molecular function: protein binding; ATP binding; protein kinase activity. Gene Ontology annotation, biological process: protein phosphorylation. Lineage: Eukaryota; Viridiplantae; Streptophyta; Magnoliopsida; Cucurbitales; Cucurbitaceae. The record is from RefSeq and is a predicted model, not a curated record.